AUGCCGAAGUCGCGAAAGCGGAAGGCCACCGUGCCGGCGGCGCCGCCGCCGCUGCGCCGCCCACGGCCCCGAAUGGAGUACCGUGCGCGGUCCGACGAGGCGUGGUACGGCGCGCGCGUGGCGGUGCAGCAAGGCUUGCUCCGCGUCAUGUUCGAGAAUUCCACCGAGGAUGCGGACGAGUGGUACGAUCCAGGGGCUGACUUCGCAUCCCCGGGCGACGUGGAGGCGCUCCGCGCCAGGUUCCGCCGGGAAUGCCCGCCCCUCGACGACGCCCGCUGCGGGGAUCUCCGCCCCGGCGACAAGCUCUGCCUCGCCUGCUAUAUCCGCGGCGACGUCGAGGAGCUCAAGUACUACGACGCCGUCCUCGAAACCGUAAGUCCUCCGUGUCUCGUCCAACUCAGCGCGUUCGUCAACACACGCAUAUGCUUCAGUAAUAAUAGGCGCCGACCAAAUAUGCAGGUAGAGAGGGCAGCGCACGGCGUGGAGCAGUGCGCGUGCCGUUUCACGGUCCGCUGGACGGAGGGGCCGCGCAGCGGUUGCUUGGACAAGGUCGGCAUCGACGUGGUCUGCUGCGUGCCGGAGUCACCGAUCCAAGAUCCGGUGCUGGGCGAGUUCCUGGACGACCUGACAAAGAGGUUCGCCGAGGACCAAGGGACGGCGACGGCAGCGUCCCAGCAGGCAGACCCGACCCCGAUGAGCGAGGAGGAAUUGUGCGGAGUACUUCUUUCACUGAAGAGGGCUCCACAAAGUUCGACCUGA
Messenger RNA from Triticum turgidum subsp. durum (durum wheat), 759 nucleotides. Lineage: Eukaryota; Viridiplantae; Streptophyta; Magnoliopsida; Poales; Poaceae. The record is from the annotation of a GenBank genome assembly.